GAGGCAGUGAAUGGCUUCACUUUAGCUAAUAGCUAACGUUAGAAUGGCUCGCUUUAGUUAUCUAGCAAUGUGUACAAAACUGCAGGUAGCUAGCUAGCUGGUAUAAAUACGACAGGUUAGUUAGCUUCAAGCGGCUCCAAGUUUCUUACAAGUUACGUUAAAUUAGAUGCUACGCUCUUUUCUUAUUCUUCUAAUCUUUCUGUAAAACUAGGUGGAGUCUGGUGAGAUCUACAUAGUGUAUUUUCACAUCAGGCCUGUAGCUUGUUCUGUUGAAAUACCUACUAUUGUCAAACUAUAAUCCCCUCUCAGACACUGAACCAUCUAGCCCAGCCAGUUUGCUGAUGUCGGCUAGACAAAUAGCCUGACGCUGUUUGCACGUCACCCCUGUGCUGAGUAUUUACUUUUUGCACUUUCUCACGGUCUCUUAAACCAAUUUACCUGAUUUAUUCAACUUGUUGGAAAGUUUGACAAGCAUGGCCUCCACUCCUCCACACAACUUCUCCUGGGUCGAACCAGGGAAACUGGCUGGACUGGCACUGCCCAGGAUGACAUGUGAAUACCAGUACCUGCUGGACAAAGGUGUCAAACACCUGGUUUGCCUGUGUGAGAGAAAACCACCAUACUAUGACUCGUGCCCAGAGUUACAGCUGCACCACAUUAAGAUAGUGGACUUCGCUCCUCCAUCACAAAGUCAGAUUGAUAGAUUCCUCUCUAUAGUGGAAGAGGCCAACUCCAAGGGAGAGGGUGUGGGAGUUCACUGCAUGCAUGGUCAUGGGAGAACAGGGACCAUGCUGGCCUGCUACCUGGUGAAGACGAGGAAGAUGUCGGGGAUCGACGCCAUCAACGAGAUCCGCAGGCUGCGGCAAGGCUCGAUCGAAACUCACGAACAAGAGAAAGCCGUGGUGCAGUUUUAUCAGCGCACAAAGUAGCUUUUACAGAGGGAGCAGUUCGAGUAACAGUUCUGCUUCUGUUAGGAAUAUGUGGAAGAAGUGCCUUGAUUAUAUGGCUAAAUUAAUACUACAUUAUCUAGAAUAGGAAAAUACAAGAAUUAAUGUUUAAACAGUUGAAAAAAAACUGAAUGUCCUGGACAACAAUACUGAACCUAUUAUUGACAUUACCCACAGUAUGCUCAUGGGACAUUUAACUAAGGCAAUACACUUGCACACUGCCUUAUUACCUGGUACUGUAUACUGUCACUUUGCUAGCAUCAUUACAUAAUCAUUGCUUUAACCUUCAUUUAUGCACUGGACGCCAAGGAAAAGAGACGCUGACGCUCCUUGAAUGUGAGCUUUUCAGGAGCUCUCUUGAUUUUUUCCUCCUGGUUUCUGUGAAUAAACAAUGGUAUUAGCAGGAAUACUUGAAUUUUAUUAAUGGGGAAUAACUUAUUGUAUGGGGACACAAACAGCAGCCUGUGCUGUUUUAAAAUAUAUUUAUAGAGUAUAGUCUGCAGAAUUAUUUUACUCAGGGAUCUCUCUCAAACACUUUUUGGAGUUUUUGGAAGAAUUCAAUUGCAAUAAUGUCUCACUGUAAGUACAAUUAGACUAAAUGAAGCUUGUUGUGAGAGUACAUUUCUGUGUCAUUAAAUAAUGAGUAGAAAUGCUGCAUAAAUAGCUGCUAGCUGUUAGAUUUGGUUGAAUUUCAAUGUUUUCAUUCAACAGCCAAAAACUCACUCUUUUGAUGCCAUGUUGUUAAUGUCUUGACUCCGUCCGCUUGGUCUGUGAUCUGCCAAAAACAUGGAAAUGUUGUAAUGUACAACAAAAUAAGAUGUCUAAUGAGCAUAGACUCUUUUGAAUAAAUGAAACUGACAACAAAA
Molecule: messenger RNA, 1813 nt
Organism: Siniperca chuatsi (mandarin fish)
Lineage: Eukaryota; Metazoa; Chordata; Actinopteri; Centrarchiformes; Sinipercidae
Gene: dusp23b
Product: dual specificity phosphatase 23b
Exons: 3
Coding region: 474-929 (151 amino acids)
Biological process (GO): cilium assembly; protein dephosphorylation
Molecular function (GO): protein tyrosine/serine/threonine phosphatase activity
Source: RefSeq, a predicted model, not a curated record